Molecule: messenger RNA, 1266 nt
Organism: Penicillium brevicompactum
Lineage: Eukaryota; Fungi; Ascomycota; Eurotiomycetes; Eurotiales; Aspergillaceae
Product: wax synthase family protein
Exons: 2
Coding region: 1-1266 (421 amino acids)
Biological process (GO): lipid metabolic process
Source: RefSeq, a predicted model, not a curated record
AUGUAUAGAGGCGAAUCUACUGCACAUAUCUCGCAACUUCUUGGUCUCUAUGCCGCCCAUUGCCUAAUCCCUGCGAUUCUCUUGAUUACAACCUCGAAAGGUUCAAUUCUGAGAUACCUCUGGGUACCUUGUUCAGUCUUGAUUGUAUACUUCGCUAUACCCGUGGCCACCGCACUAGGCCCAGGAUUUGUAUGGUGCGAAUGCGGUCGCUUGUUUCUGACAAUCGUCUUCCAAUGUCUGAACCUGCUCCUGAUCAACCCCAAAGACCGACGUGAUAUACCACCUGGAGGGAGUCAAACCUUUGGAGGUCGACUCUACUCUGCCUCUCGGUUGUUCACCGAUCCUCGCGGAAUCAAGACCCCUUGGCAAAUCAAAAAUGCCCCGCCACAGCCAAAAUAUUAUGACCGCUGGGGUCCCAAGGAACCACCUCGAGUUCAAUUUUUGACUCGUCAGAUAUUCAUCGUCAUAUGGCAAUACUUGGUCCUUGAUAUUUUUGCUACCCUUGCUUUGCAACAGGCUCUGGAGCGGAGCGGGGCUCUGCCGCCAGUGCCUCGAUGGGAUAUUUCCACUGAGCAAUGGAUUGAACGAAUCAUCUCAAAUCUGGUGGCUGGAUUUGUCGUCAGUCGGAUUCUCAUUGACUUCCACCACCGCAUGUUCUCGAUCAUCCUUGUUGGGCUCGGACUGGACUCCCCCACAAACUGCCCUCCAUUAUUUGGGAGAGCACUAGAUGCCGAUUCAGUACGGGGAUUCUGGGCUAAAUUCUGGCACCAAUUGCUCCAGCGGCCCCUGACUGCGGUGAGCGGGUUCGUCACCAGGGACUUCUUGGGUUUGUCACGCAACUCAUCAAUUCAGCGGUAUACAAAUGUCUUCGUUGUAUUCCUCUUUUCCGGUGGCCUGCACGUUGUGCUAGAUGUUGUGCAGGGUAUCCCAGCACAGGAAUCCGGCGCCAUGUUAUUCUUCGCCACAGCCCCUCUAGGCCUGAUGAUCGAAGAUGGCGUCAAACAUCUUUGGGUACAUGCCACAGGCUCCAAGGACGAAAGCUGUAAAGGCCCUAAGCCGCUGUGGCAAAGGGUUCUGGGCUUUUCAUGGUCUAUGGCUUGGCUCGGGGUCACCUCUACUGGGUUCUUUUACCCUCAGGUAAUCAGGCCACAGAACCAAGCUUUGGUACCCAUUUCUGUGGCAAGUCAUAUUGGAAUGCCUGUACAGGCGGGAGUAGUUCUGAUCGGUGGUGCCGUGCUGGCUAAAGUGUUCGAGGUUGAGGUAUGA